Molecule: messenger RNA, 951 nt
Organism: Diaporthe batatas
Lineage: Eukaryota; Fungi; Ascomycota; Sordariomycetes; Diaporthales; Diaporthaceae
Exons: 2
Coding region: 1-951 (316 amino acids)
Molecular function (GO): oxidoreductase activity
Source: RefSeq, a predicted model, not a curated record
AUGGGUUCACUCAAGGCAUCCAACAUCCUGAUCUUUGGAGCCACUGGCUUCAUCGGCACUUUCAUCACCGAGAAGGUCAUCGCGGCACAGCCCGCCUUCAACCACAUCACCAUCUUCACGUCAACCAACACGGUCAACACCAAGGGCGAGCUCCUGGACAAGUGGAAGGAGGCCGGCAACGUGACCGUCAUCACCGGCGACGUCGACUCCGAGGCCGAUGUGAGCGCGGCGUACAGGGACCACAAGAUCGACACGGUCAUCAGCGCCUUCGGGCGCGGCGCCAUCGCCAAGCAGGUCGAGCUGCUCAGGUGGGCCGACAAGCUGGGGACGGUCAAGUGGUUCUUCCCGUCCGAGUACGGCACCGACAUCGAGCACGGCCCGCAGAGCAAGGACGAGAAGCCGCACCAGCAGAAGCUCAAGGUGCGCAAGUUCAUCAGGGAGGAGGUCAGGAACGUGCAGGUUACCUAUGUCGUGACGGGCCCUUACUUUGAGUCGUGGGUCGGGCGCCCUGAGGGCAUCGACCUCGGGACUGGGUUCGACGUGCCAAGGAAGGAGGCGUGGCUGGUCGAGGCGGACGGCAGGAUUGGGUUCACGACAAUGCCCGACGUUGGCAAACUGGUGGUCGCAGCCCUGCAGCACCCCGACGCCGCAGCUGGCAAGGCGCUCAAGGUGAACUCGUUCGAGGUGACACCAAACCAGGUGCUUGCAGAGUACGAGAAGCAGACGGGGGCCAAGUGGAAGGUCAACCACAUCAGCCUCGACCAGUUCAGGCAGGAGGAGAAAAAGCGCUGGGAGGAGGGUCAUGCAAAGGCCACCGUCCUCACCCUGAGGCGAAUCUGGGCAGAAGGAGGAACCCUCUACGACAAGACCGACAACGAGGCCAUCGGGGUGAAGCCUGGGGACACGGAGUCUUUGGAGGCUAUCCUGAAGAGGGUCCUUGGGGGGCAGUAA